Molecule: messenger RNA, 3756 nt
Organism: Eupeodes corollae
Lineage: Eukaryota; Metazoa; Arthropoda; Insecta; Diptera; Syrphidae
Product: sodium-dependent serotonin transporter
Exons: 9
Coding region: 607-2493 (628 amino acids)
Biological process (GO): sodium ion transmembrane transport; serotonin uptake
Cellular component (GO): membrane; neuron projection
Molecular function (GO): serotonin binding; serotonin:sodium:chloride symporter activity
Source: RefSeq, a predicted model, not a curated record
CUCAUAUGGCUAGAGAUUUGAACUUUCAUUGUUUGGAUGUUUUGAAAGUACAUAACAUCGUAUUUACACCUUUGUUUUUAUACAAACAGUGCGUAAUUGUAUUGUAUUAUUUAUGUUUUAAAAGUGAUUGAAAAGUUGUUAAAAGAAUUUUUGCAUAAGAUUCCGAUAAAGUGUAAGCUGAAUGCAAACGUUUAUUGUUUGAAGUUAGUUAAUUUUGUUUAAUAACAAAUGUCUGACCAUAAAAUUUUAAAAUAUAGUUAAAUUUGAAUGAUUUAAACAUUGAGUGGCAUUUAACUGAAUUUGAGAACCCAUAUGUUUUUUGUUCCAGAAAGUCUAGAUGAUGUGCGCUUAGUGGGUGUGUUAACCUUAAAGUUUUUUUGUUUCUACCAAUUACAUACAUAUAUAGUGGGCUUGUUGCAUGUAACCAAUGCUUGGAGUUUGUUGCUGCAGUCGUUAAGGACUGCAUCGCAUAUUAUAGUUUUUUUUUCUUUUUCUCAAUAUCAAAUAAAAUUGCAAAGCUAGAGGAAGAGUGUAACUAGAAGCUAGAAACAUUUUCCUCUGUCUAGCAAAAGAGUCGGCCUUUGCGUGGCGGCGCGGUUGUUUAAAAUGACGGAUGACGAUUUACCAACAAUCGACGGCAAAAAUUGUGGCAAUGAAGUUGCAUCAGAUACAACACAAUGGAACAAUACGGUUGCAUCACCGCCAACAAAUGACGAUAGAGAAGACGACGAUGAUGAUUCGAAUGAAGAUGAAAAUGAUGAAGCACCAUCGAAGGUCACAGAUCCAUUGGCACCAAAGUUCAUUAACAAUGAACGCGUCCUCGUGGUAUCCGUCACAGAACGUCGACGUGAAACCUGGGGUCAGAAGGCGGAAUUCUUGUUGGCCGUUGUCGGUUUUGCUGUUGACUUAGGCAAUGUCUGGCGAUUUCCCUACAUCUGUUAUCAAAAUGGCGGCGGAGCCUUUCUCAUUCCAUAUUGUGUGAUGUUGGUUUUUGGUGGACUGCCAUUGUUUUAUAUGGAAUUGGCUUUGGGUCAAUUUCACAGAUGUGGCUGUUUAAGUAUAUGGAAGCGUAUUUGUCCGGCUCUUAAAGGUGUCGGAUAUGCAAUUUGUUUGAUUGACAUCUACAUGGGAAUGUACUAUAACACUAUAAUUGGUUGGGCAGUCUACUAUCUAUUCGCAUCCUUCACCUCCAAACUGCCAUGGACUUCAUGUGAAAAUCCAUGGAACACGGCAAGUUGUAUGCCCGUCACCUCCGAGAAUUUUACACAUUUAGCGACCACACCAGCCCGAGAGUUCUUUGAGCGAAAGGUGCUUGAACAGUAUAAAUCUGAUGGAUUGGAUUUUAUGGGACCUGUUAAACCAACCCUGGCAUUGUGUGUUUUUGGAGUAUUUGUUCUGGUGUACUUUUCUCUGUGGAAGGGCGUGAGGAGUGCUGGAAAAGUUGUAUGGGUUACUGCAUUGGCACCCUAUGUUGUGUUGAUUAUCCUUUUGGUACGUGGAGUAUCACUGCCUGGCGCCGAUGAGGGUAUUAAAUACUAUCUAACUCCCGAAUGGCAUAAGUUAAAGAAUUCCAAAGUUUGGAUUGAUGCAGCAUCUCAGAUAUUCUUCUCUUUGGGACCUGGUUUUGGAACAUUAUUAGCUUUAUCCAGUUACAAUAAGUUCAACAACAAUUGCUACCGUGAUGCACUCAUAACAAGUAGCAUCAAUUGCUUAACAAGUUUCUUAGCUGGUUUUGUAAUAUUUUCUGUUUUGGGGUAUAUGGCCCAUGUACAGAAAACAUCUAUUGACCAAGUUGGUCUUGAAGGACCUGGCUUGGUAUUUAUCGUGUAUCCAGAAGCAAUAGCCACAAUGAGUGGUUCUGUAUUUUGGUCAAUAAUUUUCUUCCUUAUGCUGAUAACACUUGGUCUGGAUAGUACGUUUGGCGGUUUGGAAGCUAUGAUUACAGCGCUUUGUGAUGAAUAUCCUCGAGCUGUGGGAACACGUCGAGAAACAUUUGUACUAUUCCUAUUGGCUUGUAUUUAUUUGUGUGCUUUGCCGACUAUGACUUAUGGUGGUGUUUAUCUGGUGAACUUCCUUAACGUCUAUGGUCCAGGCUUAGCUAUUCUAUUUGUUGUUUUUGUGGAAGCAGCUGGUGUAUUUUGGUUCUACGGUGUGGACAAUUUCUCAUCAGAUGUUGAACAGAUGUUGGGCAAGAGACCCGGCAUUUUUUGGCGUAUUUGUUGGGCUUAUAUAAGUCCAAUUUUCUUAUUGUGCAUUUUUAUAUUCUCGUUCAUUGGCUAUAAGGAUAUGCUGGGUGAUGAAUACAAAUAUCCUGAAUGGAGUAUUGCCGCUGGUUGGGCCCUUACCGCCUCCUCUAUACUCUGUAUUCCAAUUUACAUUGUCUACAAAUUUUCCAUAAGCAAAGGAAAUUUCAAACAACGGUUAAGAACAACAUUCAAACCGGAAAUAAAUGUUGCAUCCGCUUUGCCAGGCCAACAAGGAACUGCAGUGUGACAUAAUAAUGCCAAUAAUACAAUUCAAUAUAGUUUAAGUAGCUUUCAUCAAAUAAACGUUUCACCAACAACAACAACUACAAUAAAUAUAAUAAAUAAUCAAAUAAGUCAUAGUUACUUAAGUUAUCCUAAUCUUAGUUCGAAUAUCGAACAUCUGCAAUCAAAACAAACUAAAUUAAAUAUUGAUCGUGGUAGUAGCGUGAGUCUUAAUCAAAUUAAUAAAAGAUCUACUGCUAGAGCUGAGGACAAUAAUUAUUUAAUACUCAGCAGUUGUAAGCCCUUCAAGUUUUCCUUUGCUAGUGAGUGGCUUGUUUAGAAAAGUUAGAAAAGAAAAGGCCAACUCUGUGUAGUGCUUGUUUUUUAUCUUAGAGAAAUCAUUUUUUUAGUACAAAAUAUAUAAUACAUACAUACAUAUAUAUUCAAUACAGUUAAGACAAAUUUGUAUUAUAGUUAUAGAAAAUUAAUAUGUAUUAUUUUUGAAUCGGAAACGGAAGUAUAGGUAAUUUUAUAUGUAAAUCAAAAAUCAUUACCUUCACGCUUCUUCUCUAGAAAAUGCUUAAUAUGUAAAUUGAAUAUUGAAAUAUUAAAUAUAAAUAAAUAUACACAAAUUAUUAGCUUAAAAUAACUUACAUUUUAGCCAAAAUCAUCUCGAUAAGUAAAACAAAUUUUAUUACAAAACACAAAAGUAUUAAAAAUAUUAAAACAUAAAUAAAUUUAAAGUGCUUUAGAUAUUUAAGAAAAAUAAAAAUAAAAGUAUUAUAUUAUGUAUGACUAUAAAUAUAAAUUUAAUAUACAAAAUUAGCAUCUUUAUAUAACAAUAUACAUAUAUAUGAAAUAAAUAUUAAAAUGAAUACAAUUAUUUUUGUUAAUUUUAUAAAAGAAGAACAAAAAGUAAUAACCAACCAAAACUACUCUUGUACAAUGUCGUUUUUAGAUAGAUUUUUUACUUUGUUUAAUUAUAUUAGAAUGCAUUUAGUCUUUAGAUUUAUAUAAAAGACUCAUUCUUGAAAAUAUUUGCAACCAGCCAUUUGCAGAUAUUUUUGAAAUGAGAUAGUUUUUUGAGGUUUUAGUUGAAUUGAAAAGCGUAAAACUGUAAUCAGCCAUUUGCAGUUUUAUGAAAUUUGAAAACAUAAUUUUAAUAAAUUGUUAGUGAAUAAAUAGUUAAUUUUAGUAGAUUAAAUAUAUUUGUUAAUAUAAGAUUUAUAUCUAUUGUAAUUAUUUUUUUGUUAAGAAUUUGUUGAAUAUACUUUAUAUUUUAAGCCGU